UUUUUUUUGUAUAUUACUAUAACUCUUAUUUUUAAUUGUUUAUAGGCCCCAGCACCAGUACCCAAUUCAAGGAACUGUCGUCCAAAAUAGACGAAAUUUUGGAAAGACAGCGUUCCACUGAGGUGAAGGUGCAGGCCAUGCAAGGAAUGCUGGAGGCAUUCAUGGCGAAGUCCGAAGUUUCGGUCAAUUUGUUGGCGUCCAAAAUUGCAAAAGAGAAUGCAGAGGAAGUGGAUGAGGAACUGCAACUGGAUGAAAUUUUCCCACUUACCUCUGUCCAACAAAUUGAGGAAAUCGAGGAAAAACUCCAUCAAAAUGCAGCAUUCAAAAAAAAAUUGGUCCGUAAGUUGAGCUCCUAUGGGGGGGCCAACGGAAUGAAAACGAUCCGCACUAUUUGCAAGUGCAUUUUUACGGAUCCACUACUGGCAGAACAUUCUUGGCUGGGGACUAAUGCCAAAAAAAGUUUCAGCCAAUACAAAUUCCUGUAUAAAACUAUAUUGGAAGCGGUCCGAUCAAGGUACCCCACUUAUAGUGAAGCUGAGGGUGCUUCAUUUUUUAAAGGCUUUUUGAAGCAAGCCCCAUUUCGAAUGGGAAAACCGUCCACAAAUACCAGUUCCAACACCAGCUCCUCUGCCUCUGACGGGCAAUCCACAACAUAAUUAAGUUAAGCUAUUUUUUAUUUUUAGUUUUAGUUUUACUUUUACUUUAAGUUUUAGUUUUAGUUUUACUUCAUUAAAUAAUGUUUCACUAAACUUAAAUUUCAGCGUUCUUAUUUCAAAUAUUAAAUUUUCAGCUGGGAAGAAUCUUAUGGUUUGCAGCAUGUUGGUAAGCAAACAUUUUAUAGGUUUUUUAAAAUCUGUAAAUAACCGGUUAUAAAAAAGCUGUGAAGUAACGUUUAUUACAGGUUUUAUAAGAACCUGUACGAAGUUAUUUACAGGUUUUAUAGAAACCUAUAGGUAAGCGGUUAUAAAAAAAACCGUCAAAUAACGUUUGUUAUAGGUUUUAUAAAAACCUGUACAACGUUUAUUACAGGUUUUAAAAAAACUGGAAGAAAACGGUUAUAAAAAAAACCGUUAAAUAACGUUUAUUACAGGUUUUAUAGAAACCUAUAGGUAAGCGGUUAUAAAAAAAACCGUCAAAUAACGUUUGUUAUAGGUUUUAUAAAAACCUGUACAACGUUUAUUACAGGUUUUAAAAAAAACGGGAAGAAAACGGUUAUAAAAAAACCGUCAAAUAACGUUUAUUAGAGGUUUUAUAAAAACCUAUAGGUAAGAGGUUAUAAAAAAAACCGUAAAUUAACGUUUAAUACAGGUUUUAAAAGAACUUGUUAUAUUACAGGUUUCAAAAAAACCUGUAAUAACGUUAAUUACAGGUUUUAUAAUAACCGUAGUAAAACGGUUAUAAAAAAAACCGUCAAACAACUCAGUACAGGUUUUUUUUAAACUGUAUAAUAACGGUUUGUAAACGGUUAUAAAAUAGCCGUAAAUGGUUUAUUUCAAGUUUUUCUUUGACUAAAAAUAAACAGUUAUUUAAUAACCGUGAAAAUUAGGUUUUUAAAAACCCAGUAUUUGUAGAAAAAAGUGGGUUUUUUAAAAACCCGAUUUAGACGAAGUUAAAAAAUAACUGACCAUUUUCGGUUGUGGAGACGUUUCUGGAACGUCUUAAAUACGUUUAUUUAACGAGUUUAGUAACUUAUCCGUUAAAUAACCAGAGUAAAUAUCCGGUUUAUUUUCCGCUUUCUAACCACAAAAUGUUA
This is a messenger RNA of Episyrphus balteatus (marmalade hoverfly), 1753 nucleotides long. RefSeq lists its product as uncharacterized. NCBI's taxonomy places the organism in Eukaryota, Metazoa, Arthropoda, Insecta, Diptera, Syrphidae. Bases 138 to 656 code for a protein of 172 amino acids. The record is from RefSeq and is a predicted model, not a curated record. The transcript has 3 exons.